AACCUCACUGACUAGACACCUAUCCUCUCUCUGAGGGGUUUGAACUCAUCUCAAAGGACAGGAUCAGCUGAGAAGGUGGAAAUCCAAACCUGCAAGCAGCAUGCACUGAUUUCACAUGCGCACUGAGGUGGUGGUGCCUUCUGUUUCAAGUAGCAAGGCUUUGAGCAUCCUGUCAUAUCUUCACAUUCAAGCUGAGAGUAAAGUUGAACUUUCCAUAUGAGGCUGCCUAGCAAUUCGACAAAGUGGAAAUUAGAUCAAGCAAAGCGUGAGCCCUUCUAUGUUUUGGAGCUGCCUGCGCUGAAAUGGACUCUUCUACAGUAGUCAUUGCGUUAUUCAUAGGCUUAAAUAGGCAAUGCUUGCAGUAUAAUCUCGUGGAAAAUAAAAUGGCAUGAGCAUCUGUAAGGAGUGAUCAAGAGUGAGACAACCCAAAGCUUUAAGGAAAUAACAUGUUGCCUGCUUUUCUCCAAGACAUCACAGCAAUAGGGACAUGGGUCUCUAUUUUUAGACACCAAUGUUCCGACCAUAAAUGAACAACUUGCUCCUAAAUGUGAUCUGAUAGUGUGCGUUGCACCUGAUCUAGAGUAGCCUACAUCGCUGGAGAACAUGGAACGCGGUUUACCUUAUUCAUUUUCCUCAAGGGUUGCAAAGUGAUGAGAGGUUUCCGGAAAAUCUCCUAAAAAGCGACAUGGGAGACAUAUAACUUUUGCACAAUGGAAUCCAGAACACUUUUAUCUGCUAAUAGAGGUCGCUAUUCCUGUGACUUUAUGUCGUUUUUUGUCUUUGAAAUAUAAUUUCACAGCAAUUGUGUCUGUAAAUUACAAGUUGAGGAAAAGUGUGGACAAAAAUAACUCCGACUAAACCCUUUCAAAAAUAAUAAUUUCAUCCUAUCGAGACCAAAUCUUCUGGGCUUUUAUGGGAAUUAAACACUCCUCCCGCUGUAUGCUGCUCAGGGGGGAAAUGGCGGAGUCUGAGAGCACUGAGCAACAGCAGCAGCCACAGCCAAUCCGCAUCAUCCAAUCUCAGCGCGUGCAGCCCACCUCACUGCCCAAGCCUGUGCCCUCUGUCCACCAUGUCCCGCGGCCGCCCCAUACUCCCCACGCUGCCUCCCUGCCUAGCUGCCCUGGCCGGGGGAAGAUGGCCAAGUUCCUCAACCCUGAGGAGAUGACCUCCAGGGACUACUACUUCGACUCCUACGCCCAUUUUGGAAUCCAUGAGGAGAUGCUGAAAGAUGAAGUGAGGACGCUGACCUACAGGAACGCCAUGUACCACAACAAGCACGCCUUCAAGGACAAGAUCGUCCUUGACGUCGGCAGCGGGACCGGCAUCCUGUCCAUGUUUGCAGCCAAGGCGGGAGCCAAGCACGUGUACGGGAUUGAAUGUUCCAGUAUAUCGGAAUACUCUGAGAAAAUCAUCAAGUCUAACCACCUGGACAGUGUUAUUACUAUCUUCAGGGGCAAGGUGGAGGAGGUGGAGCUGCCAGUGGAGAAGGUUGACAUCAUCAUCUCAGAGUGGAUGGGCUACUGUCUCUUCUACGAGUCCAUGCUCAAUACUGUCAUCUUUGCAAGGGACAAGUGGCUGAAACCUGGCGGUCUGAUGUUUCCCGACCGUGCUGCACUGUAUGUGGUGGCCAUCGAGGACAGGCAGUACAAGGACUUCAAAAUCCACUGGUGGGAGAAUGUGUAUGGCUUUGACAUGACCUGCAUCCGUAACGUGGCCAUGAAGGAGCCCCUGGUGGACAUAGUGGACCCCAAACAUGUGGUCACCAACUCUUGCCUGAUCAAGGAGGUGGACAUCUACACAGUGAAGACUGAGGACUUGUCCUUCACUUCAGCCUUCUGCCUUCAGAUCCAGAGGAACGACUACAUCCAUGCCCUGGUCACCUACUUCAACAUUGAGUUCACCAAGUGUCACAAGAAAACUGGCUUCUCCACCGCCCCUGAUGCUCCGUUCACACACUGGAAACAGACAGUCUUCUACCUGGAGGACUACCUGACCGUAAAGAGGGGCGAGGAGAUCAUUGGCAGUAUUAACAUGAAGCCCAAUGAGAAGAACAUACGUGACUUGGACUUCACCUUUGAGCUGGAUUUCAAAGGACAGAUAUGCGAGGCAGCCAUCUCCCACGACUACAAGAUGCGCUAGCUAGGUGUCCAAUAGGGAGAAGCCGGCGCGCUAUGCCACCUGCAGCCCCACAAAUACACAGAGGGAAAGAAGAGGCACUCCUCUCGACAACAGACAAUGAGGAUGGGAUGGAGGGAGGAGAGGGAGUGCAUUGGAGGGAUCAGAGAGGGUGGGAUGGAGGGAGGAGAGGGAGUGCAUUGGAGGGAUCAGAGAGGGUGGGAUGGAGGGAGGAGAGAAGUUCAGAUAGAGGUAGGAGAUGAAGGGAUGAGGGUGGAAUGCAGGAAUCAGAGAGGAGAUUGAGAGAAUAUAUGAAGGGAUGAGAGAGGAUGGAUGGAGAGAAAUGGAGGGAUAGGCUAGAUCAGAGGAGGCAGGUUAUGAUGAGAGAAGCUCAUCAGUGCAGGGCUGACACUCCAAGCAAUAUCAACAUGCUCACAUUGACACCUCUAACUGGCACGUUACUGUUAGGCCAACUGUUCAGAGGACAACUUUGAAUGUAACACCUUAUGAAUUCAAGAAUGUUCUAGUCAUUAUGAAUGUUAUUGAUUGAUCUAUACUGUAUGUGAGAGGUGGCAACCAAUGUUAUCUUCUACAGCAAGUUUGGAGCCCAUAUGAUCAAUUACUGUAUUUUUCAGGAACUUCACAUUUAUAUUGCAUAUAAUGAUAAUAUAUAUAUAUCCUACAGCCAGUAGUUAUGAUUUUUCUUCAAAUAGGCUUUUUAAAUGACCCAAUUUUGCAUGUUUUUUAAUAAUCUUCAUAUCUGGUAAAAGUACAGUAAUUGAAUAUAUCAGAAAUUCAAUACUGCAUACUGUAUUGUGUAAGGAUAUAUAUAUAUAUAUAUACUGCUCAAAAAAAUAAAGGGAACACUAAAAUAACACAUCCUAGAUCUGAAUGAAUUAAAUAUUAUUAAAUACUUUUUUCUUUACAUAGUUGAAUGUGCUGACAAUAUCACACAAAAAUUAUCAAUGGAAAUCAAAUGUAUCAACCCACGGAGGUCUGGAUUUGGAGUCACAAAGAAAUGCCACCCCACACCAUUACUGACCCACCACCAAACCGGUCAUGCUGGAGGAUGUUGCAGGCAGCAGAACGUUCUCCACGGCAUCUCCAGACUCUGUCACGUGCUCAGUGUGAACCUGCUUUCAUCUGUGAAGAGCACAGGGCGCCAGUGGCGAAUUUGCCAAUCUUGGUGUUCUCUGGCAAAUGCCAAACGUCCUGCACGGUGUUGGGCUGUAAGCACAACCCCCACCUGUGGACGUCGGGCCCUCAUAGAGUCUGUUUCUGACCGUUUGAGCAGACACAUGCACAUUUGUGGCCUGCUGGAGGUCAUUUUGCAGGGCUCUGGCAGUGCUCCUCCUUGCACAAAGGCGGAGGUAGCGGUCCUGCUGCUGGGUUGUUGCCCUCCUAUGGCCUCCUCCACGUCUCCUGAUGUACUGGCCUGUCUCCUGGUAGAGCCUCCAUGCUCUGGACACUACGCUGACAGACACAGCAAACCUUCUUGCCACAGCUCGCAUUGAUGUUCCAUCCUGGAUGAGCUGCACUACCUGAGCCACUUGUGUGGGUUGUAGACUCCGUCUCAUGCUACCACUAGAGUGAAAGCACCGCCAGCAUUCAAAAGUGACCAAAACAUCAGCCAGGAAGCAUAGGAACUGAGAAGUGGUCUGUGGUCACCACCUGCAGAACCACUCCAUUAUUGAGGGUGUCUUGCUAAUUGCCUAUAAUUUCCACCUGUUGUCUAUUCCAUUUGCACAACAGCAUGUGAAAUUUGUCAAUCAGUGUUGCUUCCUAAGUGGACAGUUUGAUUUCACAGAAGUGUGAUUGACUUGGAGUUGCUUGUGUUGUUUAAGUGUUCCCUUUAUUUUUUUGAGCAGUGUAUAUAAAAUGUGUAUUUGCAGUCAGGCGAAGUACUGUAGCUUUUCAGGUGGGUGCAAAAUAACAGUAUGAGAGCUCACAUUUGCACAGCUUGCACUCCAAAGUGGUGGUCUGUGGUUUCUGUUAGAGCUGUGAUGUCAACAUUGUAAUCAGUAUAGACCGGGGCCCUUGUCUAGAUGCCUGCAAAAGCUCCUGGCUACAAAGCCUACAUCUCUAUAGUGCUGUAAUUUAUCAUACUAUAGAUAAUUAGGUAAUCACAAUUUUCAACAAUAACCAUGAUCUCUUAAGUUCUGUAAAAUGGUUGAUGUGGAGACACUGAAGCCACACCAGGGGAAGAUCUUAAUUCCAUAAUUCUCAUGUCUUCUUGCCGCCUCCUCAAAACCCAUUGGAUGAGAAAGCCAGAGGUCCCGUCCCUCUGACCAGCUCCACUGGGUUUUGAGAUGCAGACGAGGAGAGAGGACACGAGGAUUAUGCAAUUGAGAUCGCUCCCAGCAUUCAGUGGGUGGGGCCUCACAUCGUUACCAUUUUUUCCUCUGGCUCCACUGAUCUCAGCUCUGCGACUGGCCUGUCCUCAGAGCCUCACAGCUCUCAUCAGUUAGUCCCGUCCUUAGAUCAGUAGCAAAGUGUUAAUAAUUCUGGCCUCUGCUCGGCGCAUCAGUUGACAGCAACUCCUUCCCUUAACCUGUGGUCUUACUAAGGUAGUCUCCAAGGCAACAACUGGACGUGUCCUCCAGUCUAACUGUGACCUCUCCUCGCAGUUGUGUAGUACUGUUACACCAGCGGUGUCAUACUCUUUCCACGGAGGGCCGAGUGUCUGCAGGUUUUUCCAUUCAAUUAAGACCUAGACAACCAGGUGAGGAGAGUUCCUCACUAACUAGUUACCUUAAUUCAUCCCUCAAAUAGAAAAGGUGGAGUGAAAACCCGAAGAUGUUCGGCCCUCCGUGGAAUGAGUUUGACACGCGCGUUUACACCAUCCUUUACGCAGCCAAGAUCCUCACUCCCAGUCCCCUCGCUCUCCCAUGCCUUUCUGUGAAGCUCAUCAGCACAGCACUUAUGACUGUUCAGAAGAUAGGACAUACCAUGUAUGAAUAGACCAGUGGCCAGUAAUGAGUGAGUCACAUUUGAUGGAUGUACAAUCUGUUCAGUAAAGUGUCCGACUAUGUUCAGUUUCAUGUUGAGCGCUUACUUGUGAGAGCAUAGAUUUGUAUAGUAUUCUAUUGUAGAUGCUGUGCUAUACACACAGUAGAUUAAUAAUAAACUAAACCUGUAGAUUAACAAGUUGAUACUGGAUCAAAAGCAAAAGUAGUUAGACUAACUUCAAUAGAAUCCAUUUAAUCAUUUUCAGUAGCAUGCACUGUUGUCUUUGGAAUUAAGUCAGUGAUUUAAGCGAACUUUAAGGUUUGGCCUUUAGCAGAUCUAACACAACUAGUGUUGUUCCAGUUUACCACUCAUGGCAUUCAGUUGGUUAUUUACACCAAGUACUAAAACAACAUGGUUUCCCAUUUCAUGUCAGCUACUGAAAUUGUGCUGUGUGUGUUAAUUUGGUAUGACAAUUCUGAGUUGAAAAAUAGUUAUAUUCAAGCUUUGUAUUGUAUUGUUAAUUUCACCUCCCGUCAUGUAACAGUUAAAUAAAAGUUAUCGCUCAAGAUCAAUUGUCCACUAGGUGGCAUCUGAAAUUCAAGUUUCACAAUUGCAUCCACUUUCCUACUUCAAGGAAGUGGUGUUUUAAUUUGUUAGAUUAUUUCAUUUAAAAGAUCACUGAAAUAUACAAUAUCUGUUUAUUAUUCAGAGAAACCAUACAACAUUUUUCCUAUUUACAUUUUCACAUACAUUAUUGUGCAAGAACACAGGCCCAGUAGCGUGGCGCAAAUGCAACUGAAUUGGUUCAUUUAGAGUAGUCAUGGCGCUAUGGCACACUGUCAAAUACAUAAGGAAUACUCUCUAUACCGGAGGGCUCCAAAUUACAAUCUCAGUAUCCUUCAACAUCACAGAACAUACACAUACAGUACAGUACGUAUCCAAAGAUACCUCCAGUCUCUCAUACGUAUCUGAGGUACUUUACAGGUACAGUGACGGCAUACAUUGCAAUGUGUUAGAUUUAAAAUGGAACAUUUGUUCAAGGAUACUUGGCACAAUAUACAUUCUUAUGGAAUUAUUAGGAGAACUGUUUUAGUGCGCCCACAAACAAAUACUUCUAAGAGAAGGCAAAUCUCUUGGCAAAACUAAGCAAACAACUACAGUACAACAGAACUCAUUCAUAGAAAUAACACUGUGCCAAUUACAUAAAAAAGCUAAAUAGUUGUGACGGUUUAUAUGCAAACGCUUUGAGAGAGGUAUAGUAUGUCAGAGCUUUACUACCUUCCACUGUCAAUGCAAAGUGUAAAACAAACAUUUGUGUAAAAGGAAAAGCUGCCAAUUAGACUUUCUAGACACGUACAGAUGUAGGAUCUUCACUUGAUCACUGCUGUUGCUGAGAAUUUCUGUGCCCCAGAAUUGACAUAGAUUCACUAAAAACUCACAUUAUAUUAACAGUAUUGCACUUUUCAUGUAGCCUAAUCAUGUAGCCUAAUCUAGCAACAUUACGUCGGCAGAAAAGUUAAUGGACUAAACUUUCAAAUCCUGUUGCUGCAGGAUUAUUUUGCUGCGACAAUACUGGUCGAAUUAGGAUCCCACAUCUGUAGUUGACUUCUGGUAAAUCGUCCCGACAUUACAUAUACAACACAGUAAACCUUAUUACAUUUGAGGGAUAAGCUAAUCUAUUCAUCAAAUUGAUCUGAGAUGAUGUCCAAAU
Oncorhynchus kisutch (coho salmon) is the source of this 6775-nucleotide messenger RNA. RefSeq names its product protein arginine N-methyltransferase 8-B (gene prmt8a). The coding region runs from base 913 to 2139 and encodes 408 amino acids. The transcript has 10 exons. Lineage: Eukaryota; Metazoa; Chordata; Actinopteri; Salmoniformes; Salmonidae. Gene Ontology annotation, molecular function: histone methyltransferase activity; protein-arginine omega-N asymmetric methyltransferase activity; protein-arginine omega-N monomethyltransferase activity. The record is from RefSeq and is a predicted model, not a curated record. Gene Ontology annotation, biological process: chromatin remodeling; peptidyl-arginine methylation, to asymmetrical-dimethyl arginine. Gene Ontology annotation, cellular component: plasma membrane.